Molecule: messenger RNA, 2502 nt
Organism: Rotaria socialis
Lineage: Eukaryota; Metazoa; Rotifera; Eurotatoria; Philodinida; Philodinidae
Source: the annotation of a GenBank genome assembly
AUGUACUGUGAUCCGUCGGAAGAUGACGUUGAAUUGUAUCCGUAUGAUUACCAACCACCACUGUAUAUCGUACGUUUACUUGAUUCAAUCUCAAUUGAUGGACUAUGGCGGACCAAUAGACAUGAAAUAAAUACCCAACAACCACAAUAUAUCGGUGAAGAACGACAAAAUGAUGCUAUAUUUAAAGUUUAUUUUAAACGAGUUCGACAUAAAUCUUCAGCUCUUAGUGGUUCAUCAUCGACCUUAAGUACAUUUGCUACUGACACCAAUGAACAGCAUGAAACAGCCGGUAACAUUCACAAUAAUGAUCGUGGUACAUUACUCUAUUCGACAAUAAAAGUUUAUCAAUUAAAAGGUGGUACACUUGAAAAAAUAGUGGAAUAUUUAACAAAUGAAACUGGUGAAUUAGACACAACACAUAUGCAUAUUUUAUUUUCUACUUAUCGAACAUUUACAAAUACUCGAACAUUAAUUGAAACAUUAAUAAAACGAUAUCGAGCCGUUCUUCCAGCUUCACUCGACAUGACUGAAGAUAUGCGACAACAAUCAGUCAAGAGUCUUCGCACGGCGAUGACCUAUUUUUUAAACGAUUAUAAAGAAGAUUUUUGUGAACCACCGUAUUAUUCAACAUUAAAUUAUUUGAUAAAACAUAUCCCUGACAGAGAUUUACUAAAACAGUGUCAAAUAUUAUUAGACGAGUUGAAGAAAAAUGAAGAAAAUAUUCAAUCAAACAUCGUUGAUAAUAAUAAUAAUAAUGAUAAAUCAAAUAGCACUGGUAUAUAUGAUGAAAAAGGUUUCAAUUAUAUAAAACCAUGGAAUAUAUUAGAGAUGUCAAGUACGAUGAUUGCCGAACAAUUAACUAUUGUUGAUGCAGAUUUAUUAAAACGUGUUUUACCACAUGAAUGUUUAACUCGAUCAACAGGUAGUUGUUCUCGUCGAACACCAGGAAAUAAUUCAGAUCGUACACUAUCAACCGUCGAAAAAACCAUUCAGUAUUUCAAUGCCGUUGUUGCCCGUGUUAUAGCAACAAUACUUAAAGAACAAGACGAACACACACGUGCACAUGUGAUUGAAAAAUGGAUUGAUGUUGCACAUCAAUGUCGAAAACUAAAAAAUUUUUCGUCAUUAACAGCUAUCCUGAACGGUCUUUUAUCGGGCUGUAUAUAUCGUUUAAAUAAAGCUUGGUCUUACGUUACAGAUGAUUAUAAGUUAACAUUAGACGAAUUAAAAAAUGUUUUCGGUAGUUGUGCAGAUAGAAAACAAACAAGAACCAUUCUUGAAAAGCAACUAGAUGAAAUUCGUCUUAUGCUACCAGAAUACACUGAAUGUCUUACAAAAUAUACCGAUGUGUCCACACCAAUUAAUGCAACACUCGGACGAAAAUAUCGUCAUAAGAUGACACGUGAUCAACAGAGAUCAAUAACAACGGGUGCUGUGCCUUAUUUAGGUUUUUAUUUCAGUGAUUUAACGUACAUCGAUUCUGCUUAUCAAAAUACAAUUCCCAUUGAAAAUGAUGAUUCAUCAUCAUCGAGAAAAUUAAUUAAUUUUGAAAAACAUCGAAAAAUAUUCGAAGUUUUAGCACAAAUUAAAUUGUUUCAAUUAGCUGCUAAUGAAUAUUCAACACUUCAACCUAUAUCACGUUUCAAAGCUUGGUUUGAUAAGGUUCGAAUUUAUAAUGAUACUGAAAGUUGGGAAUUAUCUUAUCAAAUCGAACCAAAAGAAGUAACAGAUCAUUCUCAACCGCAGGAGCAAUCAUCACCAAGUUAUAGAUCCCAACCACGGAUAAAAUCUAUUAUGCAACGCGUCCCAUCUAUAGUAUCAUUAGACUCACAUACAACAUCGAAUAAUGAAAAUAAUGGAUCAAUGAUCACAUCAGCUACCUCAUUGCAAUCAUCACCGUCAUUGACAUCGCUUGAUAAAAUAAGUGCAAUAUCAAUUAGUUCCCUAUCCCAACAGCAUUGUCAGAAUCAGCCACUAAGACCAGAUAAAAAUUCUAAUACAAAUCAUUCGCGAUCCUCAUCAACAUCGAGCUUUUUAACUUCGUCAAAUGGUAGUUCAAGUCAGGGUUAUACAUCAGCAACAGCAUCGCCAAAAAUUGGUGCUAACAAUAGUGCAUCGAAUUCUACUGAAAAUGAUACAAUCAUAGCAAAAGUUCAAUUUACUGGAAAAAAUGAUCUUUUAUAUAAAAAAGUUCGAAUUCGAGACGAUGAACGAACAACUAGUGUUUUAAAAACAAUUCUUGAUAAGUUUGGUCUUGAUCCAUCGACUUAUGAAAGAUAUUGUAUUGAACAACGAUUUCUUGAUCGAAUAAUUCUGAUACCUGAUCAUUGCAAUGUAUUUUAUGCACUCGCACGGUCGCCUGAUGAUGAACAAAUUGACUUAAUUGUACGAGAAAAAACUCGGCAAGAAUGUCAAACAAAAAGCAAUAAUCUUAUGGAUAGUUCUAGACAUAAUCGAACGCCGAGUGGUUUUAGCACAACUUCUUCAAUUUACAGUCGGUAA